GAGAAAGCGGCGCUACCGGGAGCCCCAGGAGUCCCCGGGGCCCGGCAUCGCCCCAGCCCCGGAGCCCUCGCCCCAGAGCCCCAGCAUGUACCCUGGCCUCCCGGGUCCUGCAACAGCCAUCUACUAUCCUGUGAUGAACCAAGACUGUCUCUACGACUGCUUCAGACUCUGACAUUCUGAAAGCCCCCCAGCCUCACAGAUGAGCGUGAAUCACAGACAUGUGAAGUUGAAAGAGACCUUGGUCCCAACUUACAGGCCAGGAAACUGAAUCGGGACAGGUUAAAUGACUUGCCCAAGGUCACACAGGUGGCUUAGCAAAAGAACCAGGACUGGAAGCCACAAUGUUAGGCAGCAGAGCCAGUUCUUUGCCUUUUCCCACUGUGCCUCUGGUAGGUCUGGCUCCCAACCCACUGAAAAGUCUGGAUUUCAUUUGUACUUUUCCUUCACACUAAAAUCUUGGUCUUCCCUCCCCUUCCUUAUUUCCCUGUCAUUAGCUAUAAGUGUGAAGCACUUAGCACCAUGCGCGGCACCCAGUAAGGCUGUAUAAAGUGAAGUUAGGUAGUAGUACUAGUAUAGUAGCACUUAGUACUAGUGAGGGGGAGGGGGGUCUUGGGUCUCACACCCUCUCCCCCACAGGCCCCUUCCUAUAUCCUGCACCAGCCAUGGGGGCCCCGUUUCCAGUCCUGGGCCUGCCACCACCCACAUACCCAGUGCUCUGCCCCCUGGAGAACCCACUCACUGCUGACAUUGCCAAGGCCACAAGACCUGAUGAGGAUGGAGACACGCCUCUACACAUCGCAGUAGCCCAGGGCAACCUUCUAGCAGUUCAGCGCCUGGUCCACCUCUUCCAACAAGGGGGUCGGGACCUGGACGUCUACAAUAACUUAAGGCAGACACCCCUCCACCUAGCGGUCAUCACUACCCUGCCUUCCGUGGUGAAGCUCCUGGUGUCCAUGGGGGCCAACCCCAUGGCCCUGGACCGAAAUGGCCAGACAGCAGCUCACCUGGCCUGUGAACACCGGAGCCCCAGCUGCCUGCGGGCCCUGCUGGACACCUCGGCCCCUGGGGCACUGGGCCUGGAAGCCAGGAACUAUGAGGGGCUGACCCCCCUGCAUGUGGCCGUGAACACAGAAGUCACAGAAACGGUGCUGCUGCUGCUGGACCGCGGGGCCGACAUUGAUGCAGUGGACAUCAAGAGCGGCCGCUCCCCGCUCAUCCACGCAGUAGAGAACAACAGUCUAGCCAUGGUGCAGCUGCUACUGCAGCAUGGUGCCAAUGUGAACGCACAGAUGUACUCAGGCAGCUCUGCCCUCCACUCAGCCUCAGGCAGAGGCCUCCUGCCUUUGGUUCGAACCUUGGUCCGGAGCGGGGCUGACAGUAGCCUCAAGAACUGUCACAAUGACACACCUCUCAUGGUGGCCCGAAAUCGACGAGUCAUUGACAUCCUGAGAGGGAAAGCUGCCCGGCCCGGCCCUCAGCCCACUCUGGGACCCCCAGAGCCCAGCCAAGAUGGAAGUGCCCCCAUUUCCCCUGAAGGCAACAGCCAAUUGGGAUCUAGUGGCCCCGCGUCAGCAUCGCCAGCUUCUUCCUCGCCACCCCGCUCACCCCCUGAGGACCCCCCCACCUCACUCCAGGGCCCCCAGAUGUUCUUCCUGCCAACCCAGUCCCCAACAGCGUUUCUUCCCUACGUGGGGCCCCUCCGCGCCCCAGGCCGACCUGUGCCCCCAUCCCCUGCUCCUGGUGGAAGCUGAGGGAAAAGGGGGGAAAGCCUCUGACAUCAAGGGAAGGCCCCCCUCAAAACUGUGAAGGCACAUUCCCCCUCUUCCCAAGACUCACAGGACCAAGAUUUGCACACACACCCCUACCCCUAACUUCCCUUCCACCCCCCCUUCCAUGUCUCUGAUCCUCUGCCAGGGAAACUGGGCGUCUGGCUGGCACAUCCCCCUGCCUGCCUGCCCCCCUCCUCGUUGCCCCCAACCCCCUUUGUCUGAGAUACCUCCCCAGGGCUCUGGCUACCUCCCUGGGGUGGAGGACAAUGUAAAUUAUUGGGGAUUUCAGUUUACUUUUAUAAUAAACUAUUUUUGUACCAUA
Molecule: messenger RNA, 2091 nt
Organism: Dromiciops gliroides (monito del monte)
Lineage: Eukaryota; Metazoa; Chordata; Mammalia; Microbiotheria; Microbiotheriidae
Gene: BCL3
Product: BCL3 transcription coactivator
Exons: 9
Coding region: 663-1751 (362 amino acids)
Molecular function (GO): protein binding
Source: RefSeq, a predicted model, not a curated record